AUGGUUCACCUGCUUCCCGGCGAAGUUGGCCUCCCCGAGGACGCCAAAUAUCUGACUGACCUUGGCCUUACCGACCCCGCUUCCGAGGUCAACGCGCUCAGACGCCGCGAUGUAGAAGGACACGAAGGCAAAGAGUAUUCGCAGAUCAACACCCCUCUCGGCCCUCUCCCUGACGUGAUCCGGAUGUUCGGCAAGCCUGCACUCGAGGAAUUCGUCCAGGGCACAUACGGUGUGCUCGGCCAUCGCUUCUUUCCCUAUGUGGAUGAGAAGGGCGGGGUUCACCCCGAAAACAGCUGGGGAGCAGCCCGGAACAACAUAUCAUACGGCAUAAGCGGAGCAGAGACGGACGUCGUACCAAACUACACCGAUGACGAUGUGUACGUGUUCCAUGACAGAACAGGAGGACGUUGGACUGCUCAGAUGGUCCUGGCCGAAUACAUGACCCACGAACCCCGUACAGAGCUGGUGAUGCGGGCUCAUGAUCUCGAGCGCGGACGAUUUGGCGUUAUUCUGCAAAACACUGGCGAGUUCGUGAUGAACAUUGCCAAGCUCGCUGAGCUCUGUCACCAGCUCGACGCCCAUUCCAAAGCCCAGUUGUGGGAUUUAAAGAUUCGCGUUAUUUUGGACUGUAGAGACUCAUCCGCGCCACAGACAAUUCGACAGGUUAUGAGGCUGGCCAAGGAAGAUCGCGAUUUUUUUUACAUUCAGCUUCUAAAUUUCUGCAUCAAGGACUUCGCAGAUCUGAAGAAGCAGGUAGACGAUCUGGGAGUGAAAGGACAAUGGUGGAACGAGCUAGCGUAUAUCAUUAGCCCUAACUUGGACGGCCUCAGUGUUAUAGCUGGCGUGAAGCACGAGGAGCUUCGAGUUGGCCUCCAUCUAGAAUCCAAUAAAACUUGGGUAAAGGACCUCGCUGACAAUCUUCGUACAGUUGCGCUCCAUGCACCCCGGAACGGCGCCGCGGAAGAUCUCGAAAACGGAACUGGCCCGUUCAAAAUUGCAACGUUAGCGGACAAGGACCUCCACAUAUUCCACGCCGAUGCCAUUUCAAAAGCUCUUCAGCUUUAUUGGCGGGAGAUCCGACCUAAUCAGCCGACAAUGUCCCCAUCUCCUGCACCAACAAUAACAAGGAAUAACGAGCACUAUGCUUCGACAUGGACAGAUCCUAUGCGCAUCGUAAAAAUGGAUCCGCAAAACAGGCCUCGAGACUAUUACAGCCUACAAUCCGCGGAUGCGGCUAGGCACUGUAUCGACUGGAACGCCGAUUACGUCCUAACAGACAACAUCCCAAAUACUUGCUACCAGCUUGCUAUGCACGCUGCAAAAUUCAAUCAGGCUCACCUCUACAGGAACCGCAUACAGUUUUAG
Psilocybe cubensis is the source of this 1365-nucleotide messenger RNA. RefSeq lists its product as uncharacterized. The record is from RefSeq and is a predicted model, not a curated record. The transcript has a single exon. Gene Ontology annotation, biological process: lipid metabolic process. NCBI's taxonomy places the organism in Eukaryota, Fungi, Basidiomycota, Agaricomycetes, Agaricales, Agrocybaceae. Gene Ontology annotation, molecular function: phosphoric diester hydrolase activity. The coding region runs from base 1 to 1365 and encodes 454 amino acids.